This is a messenger RNA of Colletotrichum orchidophilum, 1020 nucleotides long. Its product is annotated as lipase. Bases 1 to 1020 code for a protein of 339 amino acids. The transcript is spliced from 3 exons. Gene Ontology annotation, biological process: lipid metabolic process. NCBI's taxonomy places the organism in Eukaryota, Fungi, Ascomycota, Sordariomycetes, Glomerellales, Glomerellaceae. The record is from RefSeq and is a predicted model, not a curated record.
AUGUUGGCCAAACUGUCUCUUCUCCCUCUGCUGUCUGCCGCAGUCACGGCGUCUCCCCUUCUCGAUGCCAGGGCCCCGGUGGCUACACUCGACGAGAGAGCCGUGACGGUAACGAGCACUGACCUGACCAACUUUGAGUACUACGUUCAGAUGGUGGCAGCAACCUCUUGCAACAGCGAGGCCGCUGCUGGUGCAUUAAUCACCUGCGGCGCCAACGCUUGCCCCGAUGUCGAGGCCAACCGGGGACAGAUUGUGGGAACCUUUUCCGGACUCGUUUCUGGCCUUGAAGGCUUCGUCGCCACGGAUCCCGUGAGAAAGAACAUUGUUAUUGCCAUACGCGGCUCCAGCAACGUCCGCAACUGGAUCACCAACCUCCUCUUCGGCUUUGACGACUGCGACUUUGUCGACGACUGCAAGGUCCACACCGGCUUCGCCAAUGGCUUGGACGAGAUCAGGGACUCUCUGCUGGCGUCCGUCAAGUCCGCAAAGGCCGCCAACCCCAGCUACACCAUCAUCGCAACCGGCCACUCCCUCGGCGGUGCCGUCGUCACCAUCGCCGCCGCCGAACUCCGUCGGGACGGCUACCCUGUUGAUAUCUACACCUACGGCAGCCCCCGCGUCGGUAACCAUGCCUUCGUCAACUUCGUCACCAACCAGCCCGGCGCCGAGUACCGCGUUACCCACGUCGAUGACCCCGUCCCCCGCCUGCCCCCGAUCCUCUUCGACUACCAACACACUAGCCCCGAGUACUGGCUCUCGACUGGAGGCGCUACCACUAUCAACUAUGGCAUCAACGACAUCAAGGUCUGCGAGGGCCCCACCAACACAAAGUGCAACGGCGGCACCUUUGGUCUCGACGUCGACGCCCACCUGUACUACUUCCGCAAGACCGGCGCCUGCAACACCGACGGCUUCGGGCUCCGCGAGAGAGAGGAGGACAUCUCGGACGAUGACCUCUCUGCGCGCCUGACGGCUUGGGCGCAGCAGGAUCUCGAGUACGCUGAGACGCUGCAGUCUUAG